Colletotrichum destructivum is the source of this 573-nucleotide messenger RNA. Its product is annotated as Putative Dopa 4,5-dioxygenase, DOPA-like superfamily. The coding region runs from base 1 to 573 and encodes 190 amino acids. NCBI's taxonomy places the organism in Eukaryota, Fungi, Ascomycota, Sordariomycetes, Glomerellales, Glomerellaceae. The transcript has 4 exons. The record is from RefSeq and is a predicted model, not a curated record.
AUGACUAUGGUCACUCAAUCCACACCGCCGACACCCCAGUCGGACCUGAAAACGGUCGUCGAGAGUCGGACCCGGGAGUGGCACUUCCACAUCUACUUCUUGCUCCAGUCGCCCCAGGAGACGGCCGCCGCGCUCGCCCUCCGUGAUGCCGUCCUGAGGCUGCGCCGUGAUGGCGCCUUCGUGGCCGUCCCGCUGUUCAGGGUGAACGAAUAUCCCAUCGGCCCGCAUCCCGCGGGAUCAUACGAGAUCUGGGUACCGGAUUCCUCGUUUUCCGAUGUUUUCUUCUACUUGGCAGCAAACCGAGGCAACCUAAGUGUCCUCGUCCACCCCUUGACUGUAAGCCAACGGCGGGAUCAUGAAACCCGGAACGCUUGGAUGGGUACCCCCUGGCCCAUUUACUUGGACGCUUUGCCGGUGGAUGGUGAGCUUCCGCUUCAAUACCCCGAGCUCGGCCUGGGCUGGUCCACGUCGCCCGAGCAGGAGGUCUCCCUUGAGGAGAGACGCAAGAGAGGCGCGGAAGUCGAGGCUUUGCUGGCCCACGAUCCAGAAGCUGCCCCCGCUCCUGAGGAUUAG